UGGAAAGGCUGCCUUUUCCCUGGGUGAUGUAUAAGUGAGCACGAGAGAGCUUCGUGUGGGUUCACCGCAUCAGCCACCACUCUUGCUUCUGAGCACAGGGUGCUCUCCUCUUGAGCUCAGCUUCUGCUUUUGCAGCCAAGCAUCCCUGCUUCUGCUCCCUGCCUGCCCAUCCUUCUGGGCUUGCAGCCUGCCACUUGACUUUCCCCAGCCCUGCUGCCAGCUGAGAAAUCUCCCUGCAGCUGCCGAUUUCUGCCUAGGACCAUGUGUGUGGAUGCUGCUUGGGAGAAGCGAGCACUUGCUCCUGGCACUGAUCCCAGCUGAGUUUCUCCUGUUGAUUUUGGGACCACAGAUGCUGCUGUGAGGAGGUAUUUCCUGGCAUCCCUGCCUCCGCGACUGCCAGCCAACGAUCAACCCAAAAGCGGCCCUCAGGAUGGGCCACGCUGUGAGAAGCUGAUGCUAGCAAGCGAGGUGUGAAGAGUUGGCCAGAAUGACCAACUCCUCCUCCACGUCCACGUCCUCCACCACCGGGGGAUCGCUGCUUCUGUUCUGCGAGGAAGAGGAGUCGUGGGCGGGCCGGCGCAUCCCCGUGUCCCUUCUGUACUCGGGCCUGGCCAUCGGGGGCACGCUGGCCAACGGCAUGGUCAUCUAUCUCGUGUCGUCCUUCCGAAAGCUGCAGACCACCAGCAACGCCUUCAUCGUGAACGGCUGCGCCGCCGACCUCAGCGUCUGCGCCCUCUGGAUGCCGCAGGAGGCGGUGCUCGGGCUCCUGCCCACCGGCUCGGCGGAGCCCCCCGCGGACUGGGACGGCGCCGGCGGCAGCUACCGCCUGCUGCGGGGCGGGCUGCUAGGCCUUGGGCUCACCGUGUCCCUCUUGUCCCACUGCCUGGUGGCCCUGAACCGCUACCUGCUCAUCACCCGGGCGCCUGCCACCUACCAGGCGCUGUACCAGCGGCGCCACACGGCGGGCAUGCUGGCGCUCUCCUGGGCGCUCGCCCUGGGCCUCGUGCUGCUGCUACCGCCCUGGGCGCCGCGGCCCGGCGCCAGCAAUCCUACAGUCAAGACGCCGGAAACUUCAAGAACUUGCUACCCUGACAUUUUAAAAGAACAGCCUUUGUAUGAACCUGAAGAAUGA
This is a messenger RNA of Leptonychotes weddellii (Weddell seal), 1132 nucleotides long. The record is from RefSeq and is a predicted model, not a curated record. NCBI's taxonomy places the organism in Eukaryota, Metazoa, Chordata, Mammalia, Carnivora, Phocidae.